AUGGCGAAGAAACUGUUGACUGCAGAGGAAGCUGAAGCAAAACGACUCAAGCGCAACGAGCAGUGCAAACAAUACCACAUUAAGAAUCGCGAGCGCCGGCUCGCGUACAAGCGAGAGAACCACGCCAAGAACAAGGCCCACCGACUGCAAAAGAUGAAGGAAUGGCGCGAAAAAAACAAAGAGCGACGAAAUGUGUACUUCAAAGCGUGGUGGCGGAAGAAUCGAGGUAGCAAAGACGACGACGACAGCCUCCUCGAGCCUAUGUUUGACGUCUUUAGUGACGACAGCUCCAACACCAGCUGCAGAAGCACAAACUCACUCCUUCUCCUCAGUGAAGUCGCGCUGAUAUGCAUGGGCCAUGCAUAUGCAAAUGUGAAAGUCGAGCCUGUAUCAAACCGUGCGAUGUACUACAUGAGCUUCAACCUUGUCAACAUGGUUAUUCAAACCAACGAAGCAUAG
This is a messenger RNA of Aphanomyces invadans, 459 nucleotides long. RefSeq lists its product as hypothetical. The record is from RefSeq and is a predicted model, not a curated record. Bases 1 to 459 code for a protein of 152 amino acids. The transcript has 2 exons. Lineage: Eukaryota; Oomycota; Saprolegniomycetes; Saprolegniales; Verrucalvaceae.